Molecule: messenger RNA, 873 nt
Organism: Rotaria sordida
Lineage: Eukaryota; Metazoa; Rotifera; Eurotatoria; Philodinida; Philodinidae
Source: the annotation of a GenBank genome assembly
AUGGAUGAUUUAUUUGUUGAUUGUCGUGCAAUACAAGAUCAUAUUCCUUCAUUUUUAUUAGCAUCAACUGGUCAAUGUCGUUUAGUCAUAAUUGAAAUUGAUGUUGGUGAUAGUAAAAAUGGUAUUGAAAAAAUAAUUAAAUUUAUUUGUGAAAUUAAAUCUGACAAACCAUUAGAAAAUCUUAUUCAAUCUCUAGAUAAUUAUCUAUAUUAUCAUCGAAGUAAUAAUAUUUUAUUAAAUAAUUGUCGAACAUUUGUUGAAUAUCUUAUUGAUAAAAAAGAUAUUCGUCGGAAAACGAGAAUUAAUAUAAUAGGUCAUUCUCUUGGUGGUACACUUCCUCGUUUUUCCCUUCGAUUUUGGCCAGAUAUUCGAUCAAUGGUAAAUCAUUUAAUUGCAUUUGGACCAACAAAUUGUGAAACAAUAAUGGCUGAUGCAGCGUGCAGUGUUGUUCCAUGUCCUAUUGCUGCUAUUCAACAACGAAUAAAUUCUUCAUUUCUUGAUGCAUUAAAUUCUUAUAAAGAAACAUUUCCUCCAAUUAAAUAUACAAAUAUAUUAUCAAAAUUUGAUGAACUUGUUCAACCACUUAAUAGUAGUGAAAUAAAUGCUCAAUGUGUUAAAAAUAUUUCUAUUCAAGAUAUUUGUCGAUUAAGAAUAUUUGCUGAACAUCUUGCAGCUGGAAUUUAUGAUUAUUGUGGUUAUAUAUUAACAAUGAAUGCAUUAAAUUCACAAUCAUUUAAAAAUAUUUCAUCAGAUAAAUGUUGUUCAAAAAUUUUAAUGCCUGGUAUUAAUUUAACUAAAACAGAAUUUAUUUCUAAAGUUAUUUAUUCAGCUGAAGAACAUGCACGACAUUUACUUUAUAUUUUGGUGAAGUAA